This is a messenger RNA of Notolabrus celidotus (New Zealand spotty), 1451 nucleotides long. RefSeq names its product actin cytoskeleton-regulatory complex protein PAN1. The coding region runs from base 111 to 1115 and encodes 334 amino acids. Lineage: Eukaryota; Metazoa; Chordata; Actinopteri; Labriformes; Labridae. The record is from RefSeq and is a predicted model, not a curated record. The transcript has 12 exons.
UAAUCAGUCUUCUACUACAAUACCCAGAAGACUUCCGCAGUGGCAUCCUACGUCAUCACGUCGCUGUUACGCUGCUGCGGGCUCCUGGAUUUAAAAGUGGAGUCGUCUUCAUGAUGAGCUGGGACCGUCAGCUGAGCUCUCUCCUCUCUGUAGCCGACAGCAGUGUGGCGAAGAUGAGGGAGAGACUGAGCUCACCUGGAGAAGAUCUGUUUCCUGUGAGGGAGAGGAUCGAUGCUCCUCCUCCUCCUCCUCCUCGCCCCCUCCCUCACAGAGAGCGCCCCCUGCCUGUCAGCGUUCAGUGGUCAGACCUGGCCACGCUGCAGUCCCAGCUGCAGAUACAGAGACAGGAGAUUCAGUCUCUGACACAUCGAGUUAUCACCAUGGAGUCAGAGAGACACAGUCAGCACAGCCACAUCCAGAACCUCCAGGAGGAGGUGCAGAGGCUGAGGAACAGAGGGGCGGAGGAGUGGAGGAGAGAGGCGGAAGAGCUCAGCAGUCUGCGGGAACAAUUCACCAGAGCCACGUCCAUCGGCCACCUGGAGGAGAGUUUGAGCUCAAAGCUGGAAUACCUGAGGAGAGACAUGGAGCUGCUGAAGACUCAGCUGAGGAGGCAGGGGGAGGAGCUGCUUCACCUGCAGGAGGAAACCAGAGAGAGCAGGAGGCGGGACCAACACACCUGCAGGACUGUGGAGCAGAUGACUGACAGCUUCAGAUCUCUGAGCUCUGAGCUGACUAAGAAUGUCUCAGACACACGACAAGAGGUCCAACAGAUCAGGUCGAAUGUGUCGCAGCUGAAGGAGGAGCUCAGGACGACCAGAGAACAUCGGCUGUCAGCACACACACCAGGGGCGUCCCCGCUCCUCCCUCUCCCCCACAGAGGACUCACGCCUGACCCGGACCUGGACUCUGACUCAGAGGACUUCAGUCCGACCCCAAGUCUGGCUGAGGUGAGCUCAGACGAUCUGUCCUGGCUGGAACACAGAGACCCUCCAGAUCGUCGUCGGAGACGUCGAGUCAGUCUGAGCGAUCAGUCCGACCUCUCUGCUGCAGACGAACAGCUGCAGGACGAUGAUGAUGAUGAUGGUGAUGAUGAUGAUCUCCUUGAUGACGUUUGAACCCAGAUGUAGGCUCUGACCUGAGCCUGAACGACCUCUGACCUCUCUUCAUAUUUAUCUCCUGACAUAUUUAUUUUUUUAAUCUGUGUAUCAGACCUCACUCUGUCAGUGAUCUCUGAUUUAUGUUUCAGCUGCAGAGAUUGAACUCUGACUAUGUGAGGUGAACACACACAGACUGACUUCACACAGUCCGUGUGUGCUCACCUCACACAGUCCGUGUGUGCUCACCUCACACAGUCCGUGUGUGUGUUCACCUCACACAGUCCGUGUGUGUUCACCUCACACAGCCUCACCAGUUCAGUGUUUUUGUCUUUCACAAUAAAACUGUUAAAAUAA